Molecule: messenger RNA, 2349 nt
Organism: Cavenderia fasciculata
Lineage: Eukaryota; Evosea; Eumycetozoa; Acytosteliales; Cavenderiaceae
Gene: gacK
Product: RhoGAP domain-containing protein
Exons: 2
Coding region: 1-2349 (782 amino acids)
Biological process (GO): signal transduction
Molecular function (GO): GTPase activator activity
Source: RefSeq, a predicted model, not a curated record
AUGACAGAAGUGGAGAAUAUUCAUCAAACUAGCUCAUCUUUGAUGGAUAGUAGUGAUGAGGAAAUUGAUCUUUUAAACAAUGACAAUCAUCACAAUAAUAAUCAAGAGCAUCUAACUAUUAGAUCUGAUAGUUCAUUAUCAAAAAGUACAUCAAGUUUGGAUCAAUUUGAAACUGGAAUCAAUCAUAAUAAUAAUAAUAAUAAUAAUAAUGGGAACAAAUUAUCACCUAUUCCCUUUUUCCAACCAAUUCCUCAACAAACCAACAACACACUUCAAACUAGUAUAAGUUUCAACAAUGAAGAAAUAAUGAAUCUUGUCCAACUUUUAUCAUGUUUUCCACAACCACCAUCGUACGUUCCACCGACACAUACCAUUGCACAAAGUCUAAAGUCUCGAAGAGACACUGUAUUUGGUUCUUCAUCCUCUACCCUCAACUCGAGUUCCAAUACAUUGUCUUCAGUGCCAUCAUCUGUCACAUCGACUCCAACUACAUCAAUGGCCAGCUUUGGAGGAGGAUCAACCAAUAAUAGUCACUCCAAUUUAAAUACUAGUUUUGGUGAUUUGAAAUUUAUUGAUCAAUCAAUUCAUAAUUCUUCAAAUAGUAUCAAUAAUAAUAAUAUAAAUAAUACUACUACUAAUAAUAAUAAUAGUCCAGCAGCGGUUCCACCAUUAUCAAAUUUAUCUGAUAGUGCCAAUACGACGCCAACCAAAAACAACAGUUCAAGUGUAAUUACGACGCCUCCCCCUCCAUCAUCAAAUCAAAUUACUGCUGCUGCUACUACUGGAAACCAACCAAGUAAAUACAAUAUCCAAAUAGAAAAUGAAACAAUAUCAUCAUCAUCACCAAGAUUACUAAAAUCAAAUCAAGAAGUAUCUAUAUCAUAUGCUAGCGAAAAGGCAAAUUAUCGUCUGACUCCUCGUGGAAUCAAUUUCAAGCCUGUCGAUUUCCAACCAUUAAACAACAACAACAACAAUAAUUGUAGUAUUAUACCCGAACAAAGUAACAAUAGUCCGAGAAGGGAUAAUUCAGCACCAACUACACCAACUCAAGCACCUACUACAUCCUCACCAUUCAUUGGUGUUGUAAAUCCAUCAACUGUCACUACUACCGCCACUUCCUCAUCAUCAUCAUCAUCACAUUCAACACCAACUCUAAACACUAUCGAAGUAAAACAACCACCACUUUCACCAGAAUGGGAGGUUAAUUUAAAUCAUUUAGAAUUACCUCCACCAUUGAGUAUAAAUGGUGAUACUGCUGGAGAGUCAAAUGGUGAUCCACUGUUUGAACAAUUGGCUCGAUCUUAUAAAUGCGAAUUUCCAACCUCUUCGCAAGAGCAUGUGAUCAUGCUCAACAACCUCUUGACACAAGAGAAUGGUCUCCUUUCCAUGUACUUGGACAAGUGUCACGAGUGUGUCACUACUCCAACCAACCCACUCGCACAAACAUCGUCUCCAUCGGCGCGUCGAUCGAUAUUUGUGUCGGCCGUAAAGUUGAUGCAAAACGACAAUGAACGACCGUCGAUCCGUCUCUCCAAGACACUCAUCUCUUAUGGAGCCAAUGCAAGCAAGAUUGGUGUCGGCAGUGUCGAGUGCCACCCCGCACCACUCAACAUUGAGUUGGUGUCUACGAUUACAGUGUCGUCUACAUCUUCUAAAAAGGUCAAGUUUAAAGUACUUAUGGGCCCACCGAGCAAGACGCACACCGUAUCGGUCGACCCAAUCGAAGGUGUGCUCAAAAAGAAAGAGUCGUGCUCCAUGACCAUUCGAUUGACCCUAAAGACAAGUGUCCGCAUGAGACGAGCCAUUAUAGUCGAGGUCGAAGGCGGUCUACGUCACUACAUCAUCUUGCACGCCGAGACGCGUCCAACACCCUUUGGCCUACCACUCAACAAGUGCGACAUGGUACAAGACGGCGCAUUUGCCACUGUGCCAUCCGUGUUGGUACAAUUAAAACGACAUAUCCUCGCCAAUGGCGGACUCAAUGUCGAGUCUAUUUUCAGACUGCCACCGGGUGACGAACGCACACUCAUGAUGACACGAGAGCGUGACUGGACCAACAACCAGCCACUCACCUCGUCCAACACCAACGAUCUCCACAACUCUGCCGCUCUCAUCAAGUUGUGGUUCCGCGAGCUCAAAAACCCAAUCCUCUCUCCCAUACGUCCAGAAUCCUUCCUUCAAUUCGAAGCCAACGAAACAGAACCAAAUGAAUCCAAAAUCAAUUCCACACUCAACCAACUACCUGAACCAAAUCAAACUAUUUUCCUUUGGUUAAUUGAUCUAUUAGCAACCAUCUCUAAAAAUGAAUCAAUUAACAAAAUGUCUUCAAAAAAUUUUGAUGAUCUUUAA